AUGCAGUAUUUGAUUAAAAAGCGACUGAACUAUGGUGUCUGUAUCCUACGUAGUGCACGUACUGUGAUAAUAUUCGAAAGAUGCCGGUUACUGCAGCAGUUCCACCAUCAACUCAAGCUAAUAUACUUCACAUAUUCCCAUCCAAAUCCAUCUCCAACGCGCAGAGCACUAAGUAGAGGCCUCCGCGAUCCCGUGGCCGUGGAUGUGCUUGAAACUGAUUCAUCCUGGCCUACCAAUCACUACCGUCAUUUGUAUAGGACAUGUUGCGAGAGAAAGUUGUACCCACCACCGACGGACGACAAUAGCCGACCAGAGGCAAAGCACUUUCACUCACCACAAGAUCGCAGAGACAUGAAUCAUUAA
Messenger RNA from Macrosiphum euphorbiae (potato aphid), 363 nucleotides. The record is from the annotation of a GenBank genome assembly. Lineage: Eukaryota; Metazoa; Arthropoda; Insecta; Hemiptera; Aphididae.